Octodon degus (degu) is the source of this 847-nucleotide messenger RNA. RefSeq names its product WAP four-disulfide core domain 2 (gene Wfdc2). Gene Ontology annotation, biological process: innate immune response; antibacterial humoral response; negative regulation of peptidase activity. Bases 80 to 703 code for a protein of 207 amino acids. Gene Ontology annotation, cellular component: extracellular region. The record is from RefSeq and is a predicted model, not a curated record. Gene Ontology annotation, molecular function: serine-type endopeptidase inhibitor activity. The transcript is spliced from 5 exons. Lineage: Eukaryota; Metazoa; Chordata; Mammalia; Rodentia; Octodontidae.
CCUCCAGUCCAGUUCUGAAAGGAGCCUUCAGUCUCAGCAAGCCUCCAGGUGCAAGCAACCUCCAGUCCAGGCCAGCAGGAUGCAUCAGCUCUGCUUCUCUGCAGCUCUCUUUGCCCUCCUUGCCACCUUAGUAGCCACUAACCAAGGGCAUGAGACAACGCUUUCUUGCCCAGUCUCCCGGCCUGCCUUCUGCCUGGAGCGUUCCUUCAUGGGUCCCUGCAGGAUUCUGUUGAUCAGAUACUACUACAAUGCCCACUCUGGACGCUGUGAAGCCUUCGGAUAUGGUGGCUGCAGAGAAAAGCAGAACAACUUCGAGACCAAGGAAGAGUGCAUGAGGGUCUGUGGGCAGAGUUCUGAGGUGCGAGCUAUCACUGAGUAUGCAAGGAGAAAAGGAUCAGGGAAACCAGGGGUGUGCCCCCAGCUCCCGGUGGACCGGAACUGCACGAAGAUCGACAAGUGCCAGGCAGACGGCGACUGCGCGGAGAACCUCAAGUGCUGCCAGGGCGACUGUGGCCGCGUCUGCUCGCCACCCAAUGAAAAACCAGGUAUUUGCCCCAGUGUGGACUUACCCCAGCUUGGCAUCUGUGAGGACCAGUGCCAACAGGACAGCCAGUGUAAUGGCGUGAUGAAAUGUUGCCGCAAUGGCUGUGGAAAGGUAUCCUGCGUCACACCCAACUUCUCAGCUCCACCACCACUCGCCUGAAGAACAGCGAAAGGAAAUUUCUGCUUAGCCUUGCAUCUGGCUCCAUCACAGCUGCCCUCCUUUCUUUCUGGAUCCUGCAUUCUGUCCUGAGCUGACCACAGAUUUUCCCUUUCCCAACCAAUAAAGUGACAGCUUUCAGCACUG